Messenger RNA from Dinoponera quadriceps, 1804 nucleotides. RefSeq names its product ataxin-7-like protein 3 (gene Sgf11). Bases 681 to 1691 code for a protein of 336 amino acids. Gene Ontology annotation, cellular component: SAGA complex; DUBm complex. The transcript is spliced from 4 exons. Lineage: Eukaryota; Metazoa; Arthropoda; Insecta; Hymenoptera; Formicidae. The record is from RefSeq and is a predicted model, not a curated record. Gene Ontology annotation, biological process: regulation of transcription by RNA polymerase II; positive regulation of DNA-templated transcription. Gene Ontology annotation, molecular function: transcription coactivator activity.
CGCGCGUCAUGUAUUCUCUCACCGGAGCUCCGAUUCCUACCUCGAUUCUGUUUGAUUUCUUCGCUGCAUCUCAAGUUGUACCUGAAGUUAGGCGGAAGCUUGAUUUUCCUCCUCUCUGUCGACAAUAAACCAACUUCAGAGUUAGGUGACAUAAUACACAUAUAGCGCCAAAUAUGACUUCUAGUUAAGCUGGAAGAAAGACUGCAACACUCUUUUCGACGAAUUUCACAGUCCAACGGGAGAAUUUUCUUAACAAUUUUCAGAAGAUAAAUUUUCCCGUUGGUUGCCGAACGUGUAGAAUUCAUCUCGAGAUAAAAGCGUUGCGACUUUUCUCUCAUUAAUUGUGUGGAUGGAUCACGCUUGGGUAUAUUCGUAUACACCCAAUAUUUUACAUCUUUUGGAAAUGUUUAACCUUCCGCAUUCUUUGAUCAUUUAUUUUCUACGGUUCUCUGGUUCCUUAUUUGACCGAUGGAGUUGCGAACAAGAGUCAUCCCGAGAGAAGAACGGGGAUCUUUCCGCGAACGUGCCGUUCGAUAUUGUCCGCGUGAAGGAAACGUUACGCCAUGACGCGCAUUUCACCGCACAGCUGUCACUCGUAAACAACGUAAACAACGUAAACAGAACGGUGCCAGGACUCAGCGCAUACAUAGAUAAGCAGCUCGAUCGUUCCUGAAGCCAAGAUGUCUGUAACAGAGGAGAGAAUCCAGGAGUUGAAUCAGCAAUUCUUGGACUUCAUGAGCAAGCCGGAGAACAUCGAAACAGCCACGAAAGAGAUUUACGAGGAUCUGUUGGACGAAGUUCUGAUGGGUUUCGUUUUCGACGUUCAUCGUACCACGAAGACCGGUAGUUCCGACGUCGAGGAGGGCAUCCCCGAUGACGAAUCCUACGCCAUUGUCGACACGCCCGGUCUGGACGUGUUCGGCCAGCAUCCCGUGAAGAAGUCGCAGGAGUGCAUCUGCCCGAACUGCGACCGCAGCGUGGCGGCAUGCCGGUUCGCAACACACCUAGAAAAAUGCAUGGGCAUGGGUAGAAACAGCUCGCGCAUCGCAUCGCGACGCAUCGCCAACAACUCCAAGGACCUGAGCACUUACGGCGGCGUGAUAAGCGACGACGACGACGACGUCGACUGGAGUCUGACCAACGACAACAAGCGCCGACGUCCGCGCAAAGACCGCAACGGCAUGAACAAGCGUGCCAAACAGCAGAAGCAGCAGCAACAAGCCGGCGGCGGCGCGCAGCAGAGGAACGGCGAGGCGAUGAGCGAGCACGCGCACAGCAGUAACGAGAACUCACCGUCCAAUUACGAGAACAUGUCGCUGGUGGACAAGCGGGCGCUGCUCACGCAGAUCUGCGGCGUCGUGUCCGAGCACACGAAGAAGCUGUGCACCCGCUCGAUGCGCUGUCCGCAGCACACCGACGACCAGCGCAAAGAAAUGCGCGCGAAUUUAGAGUCCGGCAGCCAGCAAGACAAUCUCCACGUGGACGUAGACACGUACGAAGAAGCUGACGGACAGAAUCUGCGGGAGGCUUUGGCGAGAUGGGACAGGGAGGGCUCCAGCCACUCCAGCCCGGCCGAUUCUGCAUCCACCACGUCGACUUCGUCGAUCAGUCGGAAGCGGGAGACCAAGUCGAAGGGCAAGGGCAAGGGUUCGAAGCGUGAUCGCGGUUCCCCGAUCUCUCAGGGUGACUGAGGCGGUACCGGCCACAUCUCACGGCGGCAGGGAAAUGUACGAUAAUGUUCCUAAGCGCUGUAUAUAAAGCUAAGAAUUUGCUGUAUAUAAGGCUAAAAUGUAAAAAAAAAAAA